Molecule: messenger RNA, 1590 nt
Organism: Neoarthrinium moseri
Lineage: Eukaryota; Fungi; Ascomycota; Sordariomycetes; Amphisphaeriales; Apiosporaceae
Exons: 2
Coding region: 1-1590 (529 amino acids)
Biological process (GO): cardiolipin biosynthetic process
Cellular component (GO): mitochondrion
Molecular function (GO): CDP-diacylglycerol-glycerol-3-phosphate 3-phosphatidyltransferase activity
Source: RefSeq, a predicted model, not a curated record
AUGCUAGCUCGGGGUGCUUCGCGAUGCUGCCAGACGCUGCGUCCGGCAUUGUCUCGGACCCCGGUGCGCUACGGCAAGGUCCAGCGCCGCCGCUAUUCCAUGCCCUCGAGUGCUGCUGCGCCGGUUAGUCCCAGCUCGGUGGGCGUGUUGGCGCCCUUCACCAACGAGCUUGACAAGAUCGCCCCCUCGUUCAGGAUCCAAGGCUCCCAGAUCAGCAUUAUCAAGUCGCCGGCCGAUUUCUACGACACCCUGAAGACCAAGAUCAGGGGUGCCAGGAGGCGCAUCUUCCUCUCCACCCUGUACAUUGGCAAGUCAGAGCAAGACCUGAUCGCGACUCUUCAGGACUCCCUACGAGCCAACCCGGACCUGAAGUUGAGCAUCCUUACCGACGCACUGCGAGGAACCAGGGAAGCCCCGAACCCGUCGUGCGCAUCCCUCCUUGCGCCCCUGAUCACCGAAUUUGGCCCCGAACGUGUCGAGAUACGCAUGUACCACACCCCGAACCUGACCGGGCUGCGGAAAAGGCAUAUUCCCAAGCGCAUCAACGAGGGAUGGGGGCUGCAGCACAUGAAGCUCUACGGCAUCGAUGACGAGAUCAUCUUGUCCGGCGCCAACUUGUCGACCGACUAUUUUACCAACAGACAGGACCGAUACCAUCUUUUCUCGUCCAAGGAGGUAACUGGAUACUUUGAAGGCCUAUACAGAGGUGUCACCUCUCUCAGCUUUCAAGUAGAGCCUAGCAAAACACCAUCCGGUUUCGAGCUCGUAUGGCCGGCCGAGAACGCGGCCCCAUCCCCUUUGGAGGACCCGAAGCAGUUCAUCUCGAGCUCAACCGCUGUUGUCAACUCGCUCAUCUCACCGAAGGAGGCCCUUCAAGCUCCUGCAGCCGGAAAAGAGGGUGCGGCUCCAGACACUACCGUUUACAUGCUUGGCCAGCUGUCACAACUGCUGAAGCCGGACACAUCGACCGAACUACCAGCAGUGUCUCAUGUCCUGCAGACGCUUUCCGCGCCUCAGUAUGCUGGAUCGUCGUGGACUUUCACCGCCGGCUACUUCAACCCGGCCCCAUCGUUGACAAACCUGCUCAUGUCUACUGCAUCAUCAAAUUGUACCGUCAUCACGGCAUCGCCACAGGCAAACGGCUUUUACGGAUCGAAGGGAGUUUCUGGCAUGCUGCCAGAUGCCUACACUCUGUUGGCCCGCCGUUUCUUGGAAGCUAUUCACCGACAGAAGCGCGAAGCCGCUAUUGUUCUGAAGGAAUGGCGAAAAGGCACAGUCGGUGAGCCUGAAGGCUGGACCUAUCAUGCCAAGGGACUCUGGAUCACUCUUCCCAAGGAGAACAGCCCGUCCAUGACCAUUAUUGGAAGCUCCAACUAUACCAAGCGCAGUUACUCUCAUGACCUGGAAGCCGGGGCUCUCAUUGUCACCGAAAAUGCUGAGCUGAAGAAACGGCUCGGAGAAGAGCAAGUCUGGCUACAGGACUAUGCGAAGCCUGUCAGCCUUGAAGAUUUCACAAGGACUGACCGGCGGGUGGGACUCCAUGUGCGGAUCGCCAUGUGGAUUGUCAAGGCUGUGGGUGGCGCGCUAUAG